AUGGAAGACCCCUUCUGGCAAGCCGUUUCGGUUAUGAUUUCGACGAUUGUAAUGUGCUACGCGUUUGGAUUGCUCAGUGGACUGCUGUUGACCACAUCUGCGCUACUCUUGUCCAACGCCAUCCCCGAAUACUUCCGGCAGAAGGAGAUGAUGCGAGAGUAUCAAUAUCAGGACGAGAAUAGUAUUGAAGAUAUUUGUGGAGCUUGUGAAUAA
Molecule: messenger RNA, 213 nt
Organism: Bursaphelenchus xylophilus (pine wood nematode)
Lineage: Eukaryota; Metazoa; Nematoda; Chromadorea; Rhabditida; Aphelenchoididae
Source: the annotation of a GenBank genome assembly